AUGUCCAAGCUAAGCGCUUUAUUUGUGCUCAGCUGCCUUAUGGCCUUGGCCAUGGCUGUGCCGGAGCAGCGACAGUUGCGUCAACAGCAGCGACAGUUGCAACAGUUGCAACAUCCGUAUCUGUUUUUGAGCGUGCCACGAGGACGCGCCAAUGCUGGCGCCGUGGUGCAAGGUUAUGAGAUUGUCGAGCAGCCUGAAGAUGACAUGCAGAGUGAUGAUGAUGACGAUGACAACACUGGCGAUGAUGAUGAUGAUGAUGAUGCUGAUGAUAUGCCACUGCGUCAUCAUGUUGCUGAUGCUGAAGAUGAUUUGGCUGAUGAUGAUGACGAUGAUGAUGAUCCGCUGCUGAAGAAUGCAAAGCCCACACAGAUGAUGGUGGCCAGGGAUCAGGCUGGUGCCAUCAUGGUGCCCGAUGGCAUCGUUGAGAUCGAGGGCCAGAGCGUGGUGGACGAGAAGACCGGCAAGGCGGCGCUCCUUGUGCCACGUGCCGCACUCGAUGCCAUUCCCGAUGGCGCCGUUGUCGCGCUCAUGGAACGUGCCGCCAGCGAUGAGGCUGUCGGGGAGGAGCGCGCCAAUCGCGUCAUUGUGCGUCGCCGCAAAAACGCCGCACGUCGCAAUGUCCAGCGUCGUCGUCGUGGCGGCCGUCCCGCCCCCCAACGUCGCCUUCGCGGCGGUCCACGCCGCCGUCGCGUCAGCCCCAGCAGACGUCGCAAUGUGCGUGUCGUGCGUCCCAAUGGCAGCCGUCGGCGUGGCAACGUCCAGCGUCGCCGCGGAGGUCAGAUCAUGCUCCAGGGUUGAGUCGCGACUGCAGCAGGAGCGAGGGAACGAACAUUUUUGCUAGUAUUAUAGUUAAGCGCUAAAAACAGCCCCAAAAACA
Drosophila innubila is the source of this 877-nucleotide messenger RNA. RefSeq lists its product as uncharacterized. The record is from RefSeq and is a predicted model, not a curated record. The coding region runs from base 1 to 798 and encodes 265 amino acids. The transcript is spliced from 3 exons. Lineage: Eukaryota; Metazoa; Arthropoda; Insecta; Diptera; Drosophilidae.